AUUAUAGAAAAGCCGUUAUAAAUAAUUGAUUAGAAAUAUCCCGGAAUCUCCAUUAGCGGCAGACGACGUGAAGAGAGGUUGACGGGAAGAAGUACUCUUGUCAUUUUCCAUUUUUUACCGUGAUACAGAUGUUUCCCGUGGCCCUUCUUCCCGCACAGGAACAUGGAGAGAAAGGCCCUGAUUGACUGGACGAAAUAAACCAAGAAUUCUCAUUGGUCAGGCACACCUGGUGCUGUGAUUGGCUCAUGGGAGACACUAAAAUCUGACUGACUGAUCAAAGCAACUCUGAAAUCUGGGCAGUGUGUGUGGCCAGAGGAGCCCACCAGCCUGUGCAUGAGUGUGUACCUGUGUGUGGCUGGCUGGGUGACGCAGGAGCUGGCUGGCUGUAGAUGUACACAUUAGCACUGGAUACACACCCAAGAGACAGUUCAAAGAAUACAUACACAGACACAUGUAUACAGACACACGUCAAGCAAUAUAAGAAAAGUGCAUUUGAAUUUUAAGAUAACAAGAGUAAACUAAAACACAACUCAUACAUACACUCAUCAAGCAAUAUAAGAAAACUACACUUAAAAUCUAAGCCACCAAGAAUCACAUAACACACACACACACACACACCACCAUUUACCGGCAGUUCAGGCGUUGGGUAGCCAUGGCUGACCACCCUGAGGACAACGACCCUUUUGAGGAGGACAUAGUCUUUGAUGAGGCAGGUCUCCUUGGGGGAAAGAUGCCUCGCGCUCGUCGGCAGGCAACCGCUGGCUUCCUCCCAACCUUCAUGCUCUUCAUCCGCACCGUGUUCCUCUGCAUUGCCUUCCUGGGGCUGGGCCUGUGUGUGUCGGUGAGCGGCGGUCCACUCAUCAAGCUGGAGAUGAGUGUUGGGGUUCCCGAGAGCACAGCGUUCCAUGUGUUCACAGCACGGUCUGUCGGCAUGCUGCUUGGAGGAGCUUUAGGUUCGGUCUUGUUUGAGGUGUACAACCGCCAGUUUCUGCUCUCUGUGAGUUUGGUGUGGGUGGCAGCAGCGGUGACAGUGCUGCCUUUCACCGUACCAGCAGCUCUAUGGUGGACGCUGGCAUCCACGGCUGCCCUUGGCACUGGUCUGGCCUUCCUUUUCACUGGAGGCAAUGUGCUGUGCCUGGACCUGUGGGGGCGGCGGCAGGGCAGCGCGGCACUGCAGGCUCUCCACUUCAGCUUCUCCCUGGGGGCGUUGGUGGUGCCUCUGGUGGUGCAGCCUUUCUUCUCAGGCCUGCACCCCGUUGAGACCACCACUGCCAUUGCCACCACCACGCCACUCGCCACAGAGAUCACAGCACUGAUGAGAGCCGCCAGAUCAGCAACACUGCAGGAGAUGGAACCACACACCUGGACCAAUUUAAAUGAUAAGGACCUGCUCUGCAUCACCUUCCCUGGAGGAAUAUGCCAAAAUGCCACCACAGUAUCCAGCAUGAACCACACCACCACAACAACCAUGCCACCACCCUCCACCCCCAAGACACCCAAGAAGAAGCCAGCAUACACCAAUGGUGACCAUCUUGAUCCUGAUGACAAGAUGACCAAGUGGACCAAAGCUCCUCCACCUCCACCUCCCACCUUACCACCGACCACACCACCAACCACACAGAAGGCACACACCACCACUCAGUCUCCUGCAGCCACAGAUGCUCACAACACCUCUGCAAAUGGAACCACUGCCGUUACUGCUCCUUCCUUUGCCAAUGCUGGUCAGAGUGGUAAUGUCAACACCACCAACAGUAGCAGCACAGGACUUCCACCUUCCUUUAGCCACACUAAUUCUGUUCCUACCACUACCACCACUACUACUCCUGCUACUACUGCUGCUGCCACUACUACUACCACUACUACUGCUGCUGCUGCUGCUGCUACCACUACCACUACUACUACUUCCACCUCUGCAACCACUACUACUGCUACUACCACUACUCCCACUACUACCACUACUCCCCCAACUACAACAACUCAUCCUACCACUACCACCUCUACUACUGCUGCAACUACCACCACCAAAGCUCCUCCACCAGUCACUUCACGUCCAGCCACCACCACACCCAAGCCUAAACCUACCACAACCACCACUACUACCACUACCCCUACCACUACUGCUGCCACCACCACCACCACCACCACUACCACUACCACCCCAUCCACCAUCACCACACAUGACCUGCCCCAUGCAGUGAACCAUGGGGAGGUUGGUGGAGAGGAAGCGAUGCUGCUGACGUCUGAGGUGCAGAAGUACGAGGUGCAGGACCUGCGGGAGAGGCUGCCGGAAGAGGAGAGCAGCGUGGGCACGCCGUCCCUCAAGCCAGGCACCUUCAGCAAUGCCAGCGAUGACAAGUCCCGCUUCCUGGAGCACAUGGCGCAGCGCCUCGGAGACUAUGGGGUGACACGGGUGCACCUCGCCUACAUCAGCAUUGGCAUCCUGGUGGUGGUGGAUGCCCUGGUGUCCGUGGUGGUGCUGUGCCACCACCCACGGGAGGCGCGCUCCAGGCAGGAGGGCGGCCCCAUGGCCACUGCCCGCCCCUCACGCGCCCUGCUCUUCACUGUGCUGUUCUCUGCCUUCAUGUUUGCAGCAGAGGCUCUGCAGGGAGCCCUCCACCACCUGCUGGCCUCCACAGAGACUGGCUCAGGGCUACCCCUCCUCUGGGGUGGAGGGGAAGAGGGGCCCAAUGGCCAGGUGGUGUUUUGGGGGUUGGUGUGUCUGGUGCGUUUCCUGUGCAUCCCAGCAGCCGGCUGUGUGGGGCCACCCGGCAGACUGCUGGGGGCAGCAGUGGUCUUCUCAGUGGCUGGCGCGUCCUUCAUGGUGGUGGGUGCAUCAGGGAAGCAGGACUUUGUGUGGGCAGGUGUGGUGUUCCUGGCUGUAGGGUGUGCACCAGUGCUGCCCACCAGCCUGCUGUGGAUGGCCCAGCACAUGAGAGUGACCCACCGCCUGUGUGCCCUCAUGGUGGUGGUGGCCUCCUUUGGCAACACCCUCACCCACUCCCUGCUGGCCGAGGUGAUGGGACACCCGCCCACCCAUGCCUUUGUGCUGCUGGGCCUGGCCAUGGCCUCUGUUGUGCUGCUCUCCGCCUCAGUGUGUGCCUUGCAUGCCGGCCAAAAUAAUCCCAACCUGGGGGCACCUGUGGGGUACCAGCUGGCCAGCCAGCAUGAGGAGGACAGCCUGGAGCUGACACCCUCUGCCAGUGUGGUGUUCACCCCCGCUGAUGCCGCGUCACACGAGGGGGGCGAGGCAGGCCAAGCUCUGCUCAUUGACUAGCAGCCAUGCUCACACCCUUUACACACUCACUUGUACACACACACACUUACAUGUUCACACUCACACACCGCCACAUGUGCACUCGUAUACGCACACUCAUGGACACAAAGGAGUGUCUAGCAUUAAGUGCAAGAGGAGCUGCCCAGCAGACCCUCGCCUCUGUGUUCACGCCCAGCAAGCCUUCCCCUCACCGCCUUGCCUCCCACACUCACCUCCCACACUGAUCAGUAUUCCCACCCGUGCCCCAGAGGAGGGAACUCAGCCACUGGUAUGGUGAAGGAAUCUGAACUGUAGCCUUGGCCCUUGCCCUCUCACUGCCCUUGUCAUCCCUCCAGCAGGGGACACGUUCUGUACACCCACAGCCUUCGCUCCACCAAGCUGCUGUUGUGUUACCUCUGUGCCAUCUUGCCACCACGCCCACAGCAUUCCGCCCAGCGUGUGUGUGAGGCGUGGACCCUGUGUGUGUGUGUGUGUGUGUGUGUGUGUGUGAGAAGAAGCAAUCCCUCAUGUGACUAAAAGACAAUAAUAUAGCUAGCAGUCAUUGGGUAUCUCAAUGUACACACUAUAUCAAGCUUGUUGUGAGAGAGAGAGAGAGAGAGAGAGAGGUGUAUACUACUUAGCAUCAUUCCUAAAUCUCUCCACUGUCAUUCCACUGUACACAUUCUCUCCCUGACUUCUCCAUUGUAUAUCAUUUCCCUCCCAGUGAGAGUUAUGUAUGUGAUUAUGUUUGUCGUUCAAAUUAUAAGUUUUUACAUAUGUAUUUAUAAGGUUCAUUCCAUAUUAUUUUUGUAUAUAUAGAUGUAUGUGUAUGUAUGUAUGUAUGUAUGUUUGUACCUUAUGUAUUGCCUUAAUAUAUUUUGCCACUACUGUAUGUACUAUUUGGUGACUUCAUUUAUAAGUACUUGCUUGUAAAUGACCAUGAAAACUACUACACACUUAUAUACAAACAAACAGAGAGAGAGAGAGAGAGACCAACAAAACUAGUCAGGCAUGUGAGCGUAGUGUGUGUGUGUGUGUGUGUGUGUGUGUGUGUGUGUGUGUGUGUGUGUGUGUGUGUGUGUGUGUGUGUGUGUGUGUGUGUCCUCUUUUACUACAUAUUACUUGGUGUACACCGUCCCGUGUCUGUCGUAGUAUCAGCAUCAGCAUCAGCAGCAGGGUCAGUGUUUAUUUUAUAUACUCUGAUCUGGUA
Molecule: messenger RNA, 4463 nt
Organism: Scylla paramamosain (green mud crab)
Lineage: Eukaryota; Metazoa; Arthropoda; Malacostraca; Decapoda; Portunidae
Exons: 5
Coding region: 653-3274 (873 amino acids)
Source: RefSeq, a predicted model, not a curated record